GAGAAAAUCAUCCGUUGGCCAUCGUCAUUGCGAACCUCAAGCCUUCGUUAAGAGGACUACAUUCGGAUCCGUCACCCCGUCGCGCGAGCAUGGUGCUGUCAUAGGUGAGGAGCCUCACUCAAUUGGGUUAUUUUGAUGAAUUUCAAAGUCGCUAACGUCCAAUGGCAUGCAGAAGUUCGAAGCCUCCUUUUUCCGAACACAAAAAAAAAAAAAAACCGCGAUCAUGCCACCACACCCCCUCCACCCGAGGUCGCGCAUGACCUCUUCGCUCUUUGCAACCACGGUUGUCGCAAGCUUCUUCGUAGUCGGCAUGCCGCAUCUGUUACCGUGUCCGGCACCGAGAGUCACAUACGCCGAUGGAGAGAUAGUGGUGGGCGAGGACGGUCGCCGAAGGAGGCGCCGCCGUCGCGAGGCAGCCCCCGAAAUCAACGACGGCGUUGUCAGCUUCAAUCAAAUGGGCGACGAGGAAACGAUACGAGCACGAGAGGAGCGAUUGAGGAGGGAGUGCCCAGUACCGAAACCUGGUGGCAUUUUGGGCGAGUGGUUGGGAUUCCACGGGCCGAGCAAAGCAGAAGAUAGUAGAGCGGGAAGGUGACGACAGCAGAUGAACAUAUGUACAAACAACUCAAAGAUACCAUUUACGACCAAUAACUGCGGUCCCAGCGGCAUUGGAUGUGCGAUGACGAUAGACUGGAUGACACGCAGGAGAUGGUCAUUGUGACGAGCAUGCAAUCACUCAGCGAACAAUCGCUCUGCCGAAUUGAGAGGAUAUGGGUUAAGGACAUCCGCUUACGCCAGAAAAAAAAGAGUUCACCCCCCCGGUGCUGAACUGGGGGCUACAUCUCUUGGUGCUCAUGCUGGGAUUCGAACUCGGGUACUCGCUAAGCCUGUCGUCGAGUAGGCUGGUUGGCGUUUUAAUUGUUGACCUUGAACCACUUCACCAACCAGCCAGUUUGACCUGACCCCCGACCUAGAGGGCGCCUGCUGGCUGGUGACAGGAAUGGGAUUGAGGGGGUCUAUAUGGGCUUGCUCUUGUGGUGUAUUCAGUAGAGCUGGGAUGAAUACACAUACACGGGAUGAUUCACUGAAGGUGGCUGAUGCGCCGCGAAGAGUUUGGGAACCAAGGACCCGAAUUAGGCAGAAAGGGCAAUCAAAACCUCGCAUCCUCUAGUAUACCGCAGGAUCUCGAGAAAGGGGCCCUUGCUCAAGUCAGCAACGAAAACAGAGCCUUCUGAUUGAUGCCAC
Colletotrichum scovillei is the source of this 1245-nucleotide messenger RNA. RefSeq lists its product as uncharacterized. The record is from RefSeq and is a predicted model, not a curated record. Bases 224 to 595 code for a protein of 123 amino acids. Lineage: Eukaryota; Fungi; Ascomycota; Sordariomycetes; Glomerellales; Glomerellaceae. Gene Ontology annotation, cellular component: mitochondrial matrix. Gene Ontology annotation, biological process: mitochondrial respiratory chain complex IV assembly. The transcript has a single exon.